AUGAUGUUAGUCAAGUCUGGCCUUCUGGCUACCAUGCUGGCUGCUUCGGCCGCCAACGCCCAUAUGAUCAUGAGCAACCCCGUCCCCUACAGCAAGGACUCACUCAACAACUCGCCGCUGGCGGCAGAUGGUAGCGAUUUCCCUUGCAAGCUGCGCGCCGAUGCCUGGGAAGUCACCACGCAGAAUAUCAUGCCCAUCGGCGAGUCUCAGAAGCUGGCCUUCAUCGGCAGCGCCACCCACGGCGGCGGCUCGUGCCAAAUCAGUCUGACCACCGACCUGCAACCCACCAAGACUUCUUCGUGGAAGGUCAUCAAGUCCUUCGAAGGCGGAUGCCCAGCCAACGAUACCGGCAAUCUCUCUGGCGGAGCGACCAUGGUUGAUCCAUACCACUUCGAAUUCGCCAUCCCCGAGGGCAUCGAGACGGGCAAGUACACCCUGGCCUGGACCUGGUUCAAUCGUAUCGGCAACCGCGAGAUGUACAUGAACUGCGCACCUGUCACCGUCACCAGCGGCUCUUCGAAGCGCGACACCGAAAUGGUUGAGAAGCGUUCCACCAGCUUCCCUCCCAUGUUCGUCGCUAACAUCAACGGCUGCACCACCACAGAAGGCAUCGACAUCCGCUUCCCCGAUCCCGGCGACGUGAUCUCGUAUGAUGGUGCGCCGGCAAAUCUUCAGCCCAAGGGCGAGGCUGCCUGCAGCGGUACUCCGACCUUCGGUGGCUCUGGAGACACAGCCUCUGGCUCUGAUGCCAGCUCUGGUUCUUCCGGUCCCUCUGGCUCGUCCGGCUCUUCGUCUGCCGGAGCUGCCGCUCCCUCAGCCACAUCCUCGAGCACUCCCUCGGCAGCGUCCCCCGAGCCCAACCCCCCAACUGCCUCCGAGCCAACUUCCUCGUCCGCCUCGGCUGCCCCAGCUCCAUCUUCCUCUGACAGCGCCGGUCCCAGCUCGGGCUCGGGCUCCAGCUCGGGUACUCUGAGCGGCUCCUGCAGUUCCGAAGGCGAGUGGAACUGCAUUGACGGUAGUUCCUUCCAGCGCUGUGCGAGUGGCCAGUGGUCCGCCGUUAUGCCAGUGGCACCAGGCACGGAGUGCGCCGCGGGUCAAAGCACGGAUCUAUCCAUCACGGCCACCAAGAAGGCGCGUUCGAUAAUGCGCUUCCGCAAACGUGCCGCUACUCUCGAGUACCACGCGUAA
Molecule: messenger RNA, 1188 nt
Organism: Penicillium riverlandense
Lineage: Eukaryota; Fungi; Ascomycota; Eurotiomycetes; Eurotiales; Aspergillaceae
Product: lytic polysaccharide monooxygenase AA11 family protein
Exons: 1
Coding region: 1-1188 (395 amino acids)
Source: RefSeq, a predicted model, not a curated record